Linum trigynum is the source of this 432-nucleotide messenger RNA. The record is from the annotation of a GenBank genome assembly. Lineage: Eukaryota; Viridiplantae; Streptophyta; Magnoliopsida; Malpighiales; Linaceae.
AUGAUUGAAAUCGCAGCGGAGAUGAUUGAAAUCCCUAGUUCCGCUCCCCCACAACCAACGGGCCUAGCUCCACCGCAAUCCGACUGGCCUAGCUCGCCACCCAUAUUUCUAUCUCUCUCUCUUACUAGAUUUGCGGUGACAGAGAUGGGAAGAAUGGUCUAUGGCGAAACCGAGGGAGUGUUUGAGAGGCCCUUGAGGAUUUGGGCGACAGAUCUGUUUUGGAGAGGGGAAGCGGCGGCCAUUGCUGGGGCCUGGGAAGCCAACCGAGAGGGGAAGCGACGGCCAUUCCUCAGCCGCGAAUUCACUUCCUCACAGUUCCACCGUGACGAGCUCGUCCAUAUCAAGGAGCAGCACGCCGACGAUAUCGAGCUUCUUGUCGCUGGAGGAAGAGGUGGGUUAAUCCAGCUUGGGAUUGAAGAAGAUAAUGAUUAA